AUGGCUACUCGUAUCUUGACUAAACGUUUCCUUAAUUUCAACACAAAUCGUUGUUUAAUUAAUAAUAAUAAAUCAUUAACUCGUCGUACUUUUGCUACAGCUACUGAAGAAGAAUCUUUUGCUAUUCGACAACAAAAAAUUGAAGAGCAUGCAAAAGAUGCUGCAAACAUGUGGAGAAAAAUUUCAAUAUAUGGUUGUGUACCAGCACUUGUUUUAACUACUAUAAAUGCUCUUAAAAUGGAAAAAGAACAUGAAGCUCAUUUACACGAACACCCUCCAGAACCAAUAGAACAUCCACCCUAUGAGUAUCAACGUAUAAGACUUAAAUUAAUUUGCAUUAGUUCUUAA
Entrophospora candida is the source of this 348-nucleotide messenger RNA. The record is from the annotation of a GenBank genome assembly. Lineage: Eukaryota; Fungi; Glomeromycota; Glomeromycetes; Entrophosporales; Entrophosporaceae.